ACUAGAUACACCAAGAAUCUCCUCUCUCAUCUCACCUGGAGCUCUCGCUCUUUCUGUUUCUGUAAUAGAAUCUAGGAGGAAGACGACGAUGAAGAUAUCUUGAGCUCCACCAGCUAAUUACCCUUUUGAACUCGAACUUAGUUUUAACUUUUAACCAAAGACUCCAUCACGUGCAUAUAAGACCGGAAAAAUGGCUAUUUUUCUCCCCUACUAUUCGUGUCGUGUCUUUUCGUACUCAAACAAAAGAUAAGUGCUACAUACAAUCUAAACUAAAAAUUCUAAACCGUGUAUGUAAAACCUACAUUUAACUGAUAUUGCGUUAGUCAACCGUUAAAUUGAACAAAACGACGUCACUAUUAUAUAUGGAUUUUUUAAUUUAAAAUUAGAUAACUAUGUGAAAAAUGUCAUUUUAAAACUAGAUUGAAUAACUUAUAAAAUGUCAUUUUAGUUUUGACUACAUGUGUAAAAGUGUAAAAGAAAAAAACUUAAAGUACAUAAAUUACUGAUUCAAUUAUAUCUUGUAAUAAAUAAAAAUUGUAAACAAAAAUAAUUAUUUCCUUAGGAUAUACAGAUAAAAGGUACUUAUAUUUUAAAUCUAAUAAGCAAACAAUGGAAGCCUUUUAGCGCAGUGGUAACUACAUCCAUACUAUAUCUACGGGACCAAGGUUUGAUUCCCAUAAAUGCAAAAUUUAUAAAAUUUCCUCAGUUACAAAACGACGUCAUUUUGUUCAAUUUACAGUUGACUAAUGCAAUGUUAGUCAAAGUAGGUUUAAAUUCAAAUUAAUUCUAAGUUUAGGUCGUAUUUAUCACACGAAAAUUAGGGGUCGAAAAUGGCCAUUUUCCCUAUAACACGCACAUCAUUUAACUUGAGCAAACCUUAUGUCGGAUAUAGAGUCUUUAUCAUAAGAUCUGAUGACAUUUCUACACUAUCAAAUAUGAAUAACAUAUGAUUUAAAUAGAGACCACAAGUACGAUGAAGGAUUGAGCGUUUGGUUUAACAGAAUAUAAAAACAGUUAGCGUAGGAAAGUAGUCUACCCUUUAGAUGUACAAAAAGGUUUUUGAUAAAUAAAUUUUAACACUCAUUGAAAAAAAAAACUGAAUAACAAUAUAUACAAGAUUGUAAGUACAAGAACCAAUAACAAUAGAUUUCAAAAUCUUUUAAAUAUAACAAGUAAUAACAAUAUAUUUUAAUUAAAUUUUCAAAUCAGUUAAAUGAAUAACACUAGAUUAUAAACCUAUAGAAUUAAAUUUAAUCUACUAUAUAUAUAUAUAUAUAUAUAUCCAAUAACACUUCCUUAGUUGUGCCCGCUGCUGUCUGCUGACAACAAUUUGCCUGGUCAUGUUACGUGUAUCAUCAUGAAUACAUAAAAGUCAUCUAAUAUAUUCAAAAUAAUAAUAAAAUUUAAUUCAGAAAAUGUCAUCUUAUAUAGAAGUAUUCUGUAGCUGGAGCAUUACUUGAGAUCAUGGAAAACAAAGUCAAGCUGUGUACUUGUAUAACAAGAGAAACUUGCUUGCUUUGAUGGCGUUUAAUUUUGAGUCAGUUUUCAUGGAUUUUAAAAUCAUGUGGGGCGGCGAUGAUGUUUAAGUCAUGAGUCUAUAUUCAUUAGUAGUGUUAAUGUAAUCACUAAUGUUUUUCUUUUAUCCAAUUUCUUAGUUUAUAUAAUAUAUGAGCAAUCUACUCCUAUAAAUUUCAUUGAUAGUUGAUAGAAAAUUCUAAAAAUUACUGGAGUACUUUCAAUUCUAAGGAUUACAAUCAACCAUAAUGGGAAUGGCCGGUUACACAGUAGCACUGAUGAUGAUAGGAGUGAUAAUCUCUCCUUGUCUCUAUGGAAAAGAGUUCUCCGAUCACCAGGAAAUCAAAGUACAAAGACUUUUGAAGCGGCUCAACAAGCAGGCUCUUAUAUCCAUUAUGAGCGAAGAUGGUGAUAUAAUAGAUUGUGUUCCAGUACAUAGUCAACCAGCUUUUGAUCAUCCUCUGCUUAAAAAUCACACCAUCCAGAUGAGACCGAGCUUUAUACCGGAAAGUACGUCUACGUACACCAAGAAAAAGAUAAACGCUACUCAGGCGUGGACCAAGAAUGGAAGAUGCCCUAAAGAUACAGUUCCGAUAAGAAGAAUAAAGAAAGAAGAUAUCUUACGAUCAAAAUCCAUUGAGAGUUUUGGGAAAAAGACGAUGACUCCAGGCAUCCUUUUAUAUGGUUCAAGUAGUGUUCUCGAAGAUGAUCCAAGUAUAGGCCAUGAGUACGCGGUCAUGAAUGCCAUGAACGGAUUGUAUUUCGGGACACAAUUUUCAGUGAAUAUCUGGAAACCACAAGUUCAAGUUCGCAACGAGUUCAGCUUGGCUCAGACUUGGCUCUCGUCUGGAGCUGGCACUGCUCUUAACACAAUUGAAGCUGGUUUGCAGGUUUAUCCAGGAAAAUAUGGUGAUAAUAAUGUAAGAUUAUUCGUUUACUGGACGGCCGAUGGAUACCAAAGGACAGGGUGCUACAACACCGACUGCCCAGGUUUCGUUCAAAGGAGCAGUAUUGUCACAGUAGGUGGAGCCUACACCACCGUCUCAGAAUACAACGGAAAUCAAUACGAGCUUUCCAUGCUUAUAUGGAAGGACAGCGGAAACUGGUGGCUACGGAUAGGUGAAGAGCUCGUCGGGUACUGGCCUGGCGAGUUAUUCAAUUCUAUCGGAAGUGGAGCUACGAGAGUUCUAUGGGGAGGUGAAAUCGUUAACGUGGAGACUGGUGGGCAACACACUGCCACGGACAUGGGAAGUGGACAUUUUGCAGAUGAAGGUUUUGGGAAAGCGAGCUUUUUCAGGAGUCUUAUGACGGUCGAUGGAUUCAAUACUCUGAGAGAAGCACAAGGACUUUACCCCCAGAUUACCAAUUCUAACUGUUACAACGUUAAGGCAGGAGAUGCUGGAACUACCUGGGGGGUUUAUUUCUUUUACGGUGGCCCUGGCCUGAACGCGAGAUGCCCUUGAUUUGGAUCUGUGUGCUCAAAUAUUUUUAGUAUUUUACGUACAUGGCUGCAUGUAUCCGACUAUGAACGUAUGAGUAAGAAAAAUAAUUCACGUCAUAGAAGUUAAUAAUAUGUGUGUGAAAAGCUUUUCGAAUUUCGCGUGUCUGUAAUUUAAAUAAUAAUAUAUAUAUAUGUUUGACAAGA
Molecule: messenger RNA, 3160 nt
Organism: Brassica napus (rape)
Lineage: Eukaryota; Viridiplantae; Streptophyta; Magnoliopsida; Brassicales; Brassicaceae
Exons: 7
Coding region: 1764-2978 (404 amino acids)
Source: RefSeq, a predicted model, not a curated record